Molecule: messenger RNA, 1794 nt
Organism: Mesocricetus auratus (golden hamster)
Lineage: Eukaryota; Metazoa; Chordata; Mammalia; Rodentia; Cricetidae
Gene: Cmtm3
Product: CKLF like MARVEL transmembrane domain containing 3
Exons: 7
Coding region: 199-894 (231 amino acids)
Cellular component (GO): membrane
Source: RefSeq, a predicted model, not a curated record
UCUCUGGUUAGGCCAACACCGGAAGAAACCAAGCCUUGGGCAGCUACCAAAAGAGGCCCUGAAGGGCAGGCUAGGAACCACAGGAGAGUGGCCAGGGAAAUGGCUGGGAAACUCCAGCUGAGAAGGAAGCGGGUUUCCGCUUCCCUCCAGGGCACUGGGUGAGGCGGUGAGGCCGAGGCUCGACGAGGUAGCGCCGCUAUGUGGCCCCGGGACGCAGAGUCGGAGCCCGAUCCAGAGUCCCCGGACCGCCCCCGAAGUGGCAGGACAGUGCCCGGGCUCCGCGCCCUGUUGCCCGCGCGCGCCUUCCUCUGCUCGCUCAAAGGCCGCCUCCUGCUGGCCGAGUCGCUUGCGAGACCCUCGAAAGGGACCAGAGGACACGGGUUUGAAGACUUAGUCCCCGCUGGCGCCGCGGCCCGGCUGCCCUUUGACCGACCCCUAGCGCCUCCCUGCGCUCGCUUAGCUCCUUCAGGCUUUGGUCUCCCGGGUCUUUCUUUCAUUACCUUCGUCUGCUAUGUGGUGUCCUCGGCAUCUGCCUUCCUCACGGUACCUCUGCUGGAGUUUCUGUUGGCUGUUUAUUUCCUCUUUGCUGAUGCCAUGCAGCUGAAUGACAAAUGGCAGGGCCUGUGCUGGCCCAUGAUGGACUUCCUGCGCUGUGUCACUGCUGCCCUCAUCUACUUCGUCAUCUCCAUCACUGCCGUCGCCAAAUACUCAGACGGGGCUUACAAAGCAGCGGGAGUUUUUGGCUUUUUUGCCACAAUUGUGUUUGCAAUUGACUUCUACCUGAUCUUCAAUGAAGUGGCCAAAUUCCUCAAGCAAGGAGACUCUACAAACGAGACUACAGCCCACAGGACAGAAGAAGAAAAUAAUUCCAACUCGGACUUGGACUCUGACUGAAGGUCUGUCUGUGCCUAGCAACUGGUGCCACUCAGGCCUCCCACCCGCACCGUCCUGAAGGGACCACGGGAGCAUGGCAGUGGAUGCCACAGAAGAGCCGACAGAGGAGCCGUCUCUCGAGGUGACACUCCUGAGCCUCACACUCAAAGUCGGCCGUGCUGGCUUCCUACUGCUGAGCUAGCACAGUAGGGCACUCUGAAUAUCCUCCCUUCUCCCGUUUCCGUCCUAAAGACCUUGAGCCUUUUAACCUCGCUACCCCACAGACGCAGCCGCAUCAAUUGGAGCCAGUCACCGCAGUUCAUGUGGCAGCCCAGGGUGGGACAGACAGAAAUCACGGCAGGCUGACCCACCCAGCCCCAGUGGGCUCUGCAUGGACUGCUCCUAUUCACUGCACUUUGUUGAGAUAACUUUCAGGAAUCUUUGUUGAAGAAGUUUCCCCUCACUGUGAAACAGGGAAAAGCCUGACUAGCCAAGUUCUCCAUUGUAGGUCUGAGACCUUUUCAGAAAAGAGCCCAGAGACCUGUUUACCAGGGCCUACAGGCAGGAAGCAAACCAGUGCAGUGGCAGUGACAAAGUCACAAGUGGCUGGGCGGGCCCAGUCAAGCCCUCUCCUCCUGGGGAGGCUACAAGACAUUUCCUCUGGGCACCUGGGCCGGCCUACUGGUAACACGGGCCUUCACUUGGCUGCUGAUAGCGUGUAUGUCAUUGAUGUUUUCUAACUUUUUUGUAAUUUUUUUAUUCAAAAGCAAUGUAACAAAUGUCAUUUUCUGUGAUCCGAGGCCCCAUAAAUGAACCAGAGUUCUGGGCCCAUGUCUUGGGCAUUUGUAACCUUCUUCCUACCUUGCAUGUGAAUCCCCUCCCUAGAAGACUGCCACAGUGGAUUAAAACAAACUGACUACC